GAGCGGAGCGCUGGUUUACAAACAUAUUUCCCAGCCCGAGCUUUGUGGGUUUCUUUGCACGUUGGGCCUCGUUUGGUGCUGUGGGAAUGGAGAAUAUUCAGAAUUUGAAGACCAGCCGGGUGAACCGACUGCAUUCGUAUCUAAAAUUAAAGGAAUAAGUGAGCAGCUAUUUGUGGCAGACAGGACAUGAUCCAUGAGCAGCACUCUUCAUCAUUCUGGAAUAAAAAUCUGUUCCCAGGUCUGGCUCGGGGCCGGGCGGCGGCGGCGGUGGCGGCGGCGGCGGCGGCGGCGGGAGAUGCCUGGGUGGCCAGCAGAGGUCCAUGUGGCGCGCUAGGUGGGAUCCCGGUGUCCUGAAGGCAGAGGCCCUGGCCCUCCUGCCCUGCGGCCUGGGCAUGGCGUUCUCCCAGUCGCACGUGAUAGCCGCUCGGAGACACCAGCACAGCCGGCUCAUCAUUGAAGUGGACGAAUACAGCUCCAACCCCACCCAGGCCUUCACCUUCUACAACAUCAACCAGGGCCGCUUCCAGCCACCGCAUGUGCAGAUGGUGGACCCCGUGCCUCAUGAUGCCCCAAAGCCGCCUGGCUACACCCGCUUCGUCUGUGUGUCUGACACCCACUCGAGGACAGACCCCAUCCAGAUGCCCUACGGCGACGUGCUGAUCCACGCCGGGGACUUCACAGAGCUGGGGCUCCCAAGCGAGGUCAAGAAGUUCAACGAGUGGCUUGGUAGCCUGCCCUACGAGUACAAGAUCGUCAUUGCCGGCAACCAUGAGCUGACCUUUGACCAGGAGUUCAUGGCUGACCUCAUCAAGCAAGACUUUUACUACUUCCCGUCUGUGUCGAAGCUGAAGCCAGAGAACUAUGAGAACGUGCAGUCCCUGCUGACCAACUGUAUCUACCUGCAGGACUCGGAGGUCACUGUGCGGGGCUUCCGGAUCUACGGCUCGCCAUGGCAGCCCUGGUUUUAUGGCUGGGGCUUUAACCUGCCUCGAGGCCAAGCACUGCUAGAGAAAUGGAACCUCAUUCCUGAAGGCGUAGACAUCCUGAUAACCCAUGGACCACCACUGGGCUUCCUGGACUGGGUCCCCAAGAAGAUGCAGCGGGUGGGCUGCGUGGAGCUGCUCAACACGGUGCAGAGGCGCGUCCAGCCGCGGCUGCAUGUCUUUGGCCACAUCCACGAAGGGUACGGUGUCAUGGCAGAUGGGACGACCACCUAUGUGAACGCGUCUGUGUGCACCGUGAACUACCAGCCUGUGAAUCCACCCAUAGUCAUUGACCUCCCCACACCCCGGAACUCCUGACUGCCCUUGCUGUCUCAGCCCUUCCUGCCCACAUCAGCUCCAUAUGCCUGGCCAAGAGCACGGACCCCCAGCCGCCCUUCCUUCCAUGCAGACAACCCGUCUGGCCGUGGGGAGCAGCCCAGCAGAUGGGUUGAGGCUUUGGAAUGAAGAAGAUCUCCCCUGACUCUUCAGCCUCCGUCACCUGGAGUCAGGACCCUGUGGGUCCCUGUUAGGGGUUCUGUGCUCAUUACUGUUUUCUGCGUGUACAUUUCCGCGUGUACCUUGUCAAGGGACCUAACAAGCUUGCGGUCCUGUCCUGCUUGGGAAUUGACGGACUCUUCAUCCUUCUCAGUUGGACACCCUCGUGGGUUUGGGAAGCCGCGGCUCCUGGACACACUUUGGAAGUUCUCGCACAAAAAUCUCCCUCUAACUGAGGGUCUGUGUGGCUGCAAGCCCCAGGGUUGGGGGUGGGUGGGAUGUUUUAGAGCCCAUGUGCAAGUAGCCCGCCAUCUCCCUCCGGGGUUGGGGAGACGGGGCUGCUUCACAGCUGAGGCCCUCGAGGGAGCGAUCAGGGACGUCUCAGGAAUUCGGACUGCACCUGGCCAGGCCAACAAGCUGUCUGCCUCAUCUUGUGACCCUGCUUUCUUCCUGUGGGCCUCUUGGCCGUCUUGAACAAUGGCCUGAGCAUCCCAGGUGCUUGCUCGGGGCCUGGAUCUGGGGGAGUGGUUCUACAGAACGAGCCAUGUGAGUGCCCAGGACCAGAUGGAAGGUUCCUGAGUCACGGAUGGGCCCUGUUCCUGCGGGGGCUUCGCAGCUCUGCAGAACUCGGGAGGCUGGAGGGGCUGCAGACCGAGGCCACCUUGCCACGUGGAUGCGCCCGUGUGGGCGUGCACGCCCCUGCACACACACAACGUCCUUCUUAACUUAAUGAAGUGGACCCAUGUUUCUCCCUGCUGUCCUCCAGUGGGGUUCCAUCCCUCAGUGCGGUUUCCCGCGCACCAUUUGGGUUCUGUCUGGUGGGCCCACAGCCGAAGGGGCUGAGUGGUUCCUGGUCCUUGCCAGUCUGUCCCGUUAACGGGAGGGUGGCCCCCUGGCAGAGUGGGCCCUGGGCUCUGGCAGCUCCACGCAGGGUGGCUUCUUUUUUUUCUUUAAAUUAGGACUUGGGCUGGGUGGGGGGGUGGUUGGGGCUGAAUCCGUGAGGGAGAGAGAACCAGCAGGGUCUCAUCAGAGUGAGGCCAGAGAGGCAGGAUCGCCGUGCAGCGUCAGAUUCUAUCUUUAUUGAAAAUUUUGAUAUUUUGUUCAUCAUGGAUAUUUUUCUGAAUCAAUUUUGAUUUUUAAAGACAUGGUAUUAAAUAGCACCCUUUCUCUCUCUUGCUGAGCUUUUCGGUAGCCCCUUAAAUCGGGCGCCUGAGGGGAGGGCCUUACUCCCUCACCCUCGGCCCCGCCCUGGGAGCCAGCACUUAGCACGCCCCUUUGCAGGUACAAUCUCCAUUCAUCACAGGUGGUCAUGCAAGGUCAGCUCUGUUGGCCCAUUUUAGAGGUGAGGAGAUUGAGAUAAGAGAGGUGACGUGACUUGCCCGAGGGUGCGCUGUUCAAAGCGGGCAAAAGCAGCACUUGAGCCUUGGUCUCUGGCUCGCUCCAUGACCUCUGCUUUGCCGUGGCUCAAAGCUCCGCCCCGCCAAGGCAAUGCAUGGUCCCAAGGCCCUUUUCUUUUCCUUUUUUUUUAAGGGUCCUGUUCAGAGCCCCUCUGGUUUGUCUCUCAGAGAGAGCCCCUGGAGUGCUGAGGGAUGUUGUUCUCUGAGCCCAGCACCCUGGCAUCCCGGGAGACCAUGAUUCCUUCCCUAUUCGCACAGGGCUCCCCAAGGGGCGAGGGGCACCCUGGGCGAGGGGAGCCUGGCAGCAGCAACGCGGACCGGAGGCAGCUGCGCUCUGUGGGGUGUGGGACUUCGGGAAUCUGUUUGGCCCAGUGGUUCCUGGUGGCUGCGGAUGUUUACAAGGUCUCUGGGGAAGCCCGGAUGCGUGGCGCGUGGGCACGCGUGGGAUGAGGACACAGGCCCUUUUAGUCACUGCUACCGAAUUUCUAUGCGGACCAAGAACUAUAAACCUAAAAUCUUUUUUUCCUAAGGUACCUUCAGAAUAUGGUGUAUUUUUAUGUGGAAAAGAAAAGUUAUGAAGGCAGCUGUUACUUUGAAAGAAAAUUCAUUAAAAGUCCUUGAGGUACGAAAGAUGAUGGCGUGCUCCUCAAUCAUUUUGGCAUAACUUGAUUGUGGCUGUAAUUUUUUUUUUUUUUUUUUUGUCAAGCAUGUCAGACAAUAAAGUCUUUGUAAA
Molecule: messenger RNA, 3608 nt
Organism: Zalophus californianus (California sea lion)
Lineage: Eukaryota; Metazoa; Chordata; Mammalia; Carnivora; Otariidae
Gene: MPPED1
Product: metallophosphoesterase domain containing 1
Exons: 7
Coding region: 321-1301 (326 amino acids)
Molecular function (GO): hydrolase activity
Source: RefSeq, a predicted model, not a curated record